AUGGCCGACAGCAUGGUUCCCAGGGCAGUGAGAAACUGGUUCAGGACGACUUACCCGACUCUAGUAUUCGAGGAAUCGUGGCUAACACAAUGUUGUGAAUAUCUUCAAACUCACUUUGACCUGACUCCCCCACAAUUGAUCAAGAAGAUAGAAAAUCAGCUUCUGUUAUCCGACUUAUCGGCUUCAACUUCAGCAGAGAACCCCCCCUUAAAGGACCUGUCGAUACCAGAGCAAGAUGUCCAGCACCAACCAAAAGUGCAUCAUUUACCAAACCGAGGGAUCCUAGUACAGAUCCAGUCGAUCACCGAGAUCGGCCACUCAGCUCUUUCGCUCCGGACUGUUCACCAGAAAAUCAUCGAGGAUGCAGAAGGAAGGGAUCGAGUCAUAAGUCUGGAAGACCCGGAAUCUCAGGAUCGUCAAGCACCGAUCUUGUAUCCAAGGGCCAUGUUGAAAUUCACUCUGAGUGACGGACACUGUACGGUGCCAGCAAUCGAGUACCAAAAGAUCGAUGGCCUCAGUUUGGCUGAAACACCACUAGGAUGCAAGUUGUUGAUCAAAUCCGCCCCGGUCAGACGCGGUCUUGUACUGCUUACCUCCGAAAAUACUACCAUUAAAGGAUUUCAAGUAGACGAAUUAGAUGCAAAUCGCGAUAGCAUCUUUCAGGAAGGACUCAACACGCGUCUAAGCCAAGCCGUCAUCACUCAGGAACGUAAUGACGAUCGACGAGCCGCAAACCAGAAUGGAAAUGGUGCCACGAAUUCUUCGACAACCUCCUUUCAAUCUGCACCAAUCGUCAACACUCAUGAUCCGCCAUCAGUCAACCAACCAAGGGUGAUGGACCUGAGUGACUCGGAUGACUACUUCGAUGACAAUUCUGAAUUCGAGGCUCAACUUUUAGCCCAUGAUAUUUGA
Molecule: messenger RNA, 912 nt
Organism: Puccinia triticina
Lineage: Eukaryota; Fungi; Basidiomycota; Pucciniomycetes; Pucciniales; Pucciniaceae
Exons: 4
Coding region: 1-912 (303 amino acids)
Biological process (GO): resolution of meiotic recombination intermediates; double-strand break repair via homologous recombination
Cellular component (GO): nuclear body; RecQ family helicase-topoisomerase III complex
Source: RefSeq, a predicted model, not a curated record